GAUCAAAUGAUGUAUCCUAAUGAGGGUGGAAGUUUAUAAAUUAUAAUAUUGAAGCUUGCUUCUCAACUGGUUUUUUAUCUAGUUGAAAUUUUUUUUUAAUACCAAGUAUCUUUCUUAGCUUUAACACUUUUUAUCAAGCCUAAUGAGUACUAUCAAUAGUUCUGUUAAUAAUCCUACUCACAUCUCUAAAGAAAAGAAGAGACGCCCAAUUAAAGAGCUUAACUGGAUACUUUCAAAUACUAGUAAUUUCAAUCAUAUAACUUUCUUCAAUCAUUUUAAAAAUUAUAAGAAAAGAACAGCUAUUCGUCGAUUCAAGAUAGCAGUUGAUUAUUUUAUUGUUGAUGAGUUUGCAGAAACACAGAUUCUGAAUAACUUCCACGUUUGGAACGCAAAUAAUGAAGGAAUGAAUUACUGGAUUCAUAGGGAUAUUGAAAUAGCCCUAAACACGAACAGUAAUGAUAGCAUUAUAACUGCUGACUCAGGUACCGUGGUAGACAAUUCGGUUACAUCAACAUCUGUUCGUUCGUUUGAUAUCUUUGAUCAAAUCAAAGACUUCUUAACACGUAAUAUUUUUCUUGUAGAUGCUGGACACUACCUUGUUGGACAACUUAAUGUUCACGAAUGCUUUCAUCGUUUCCAACUACAUAUAAAAGACUUGAUUAUCAGCAAACAAUUAUUAACAAUUGAAAGUCAUGUACCACAUAUCCUAUCUACUUCAUCAACAUUACUACUUUGCAGCACAAUUGAUAUUAGUAUGAACAGUUACUUUGAUAAUGCUGCAACUACAGUACUUGAUGAUAUGCAUAUUAGAUUAGGAUUACACUCCAAAAAGUUUCCACGAUUGCUAUUAAUCAAAAUGAUUGAUAUCAUAAAUGAUAUAAAUCUGAAAAAAUAUGAAUGCUCUGAAGGUAUAUCUCAAUUAUAUCAAUUAAUGAAAGGAGAGGAGGAGUUAGUGAAAAGAUGUAUAACUUUGAUGAUACGACUGUUGCAAACCCUACCACUUAAACAUGAUUAUACAAGUAUUAAGGAACAAGAUCUUUGCUCUCGAUAUCUUGUACCAGUUCUACAAAGCUUCUUUGACUAUCGUUUUUCAGAAGAGAAAAUCCUUUUCCACUUCAAAGACAACUUAAAUAUGGAAUGUCUAAAUGAUAUUAGCCUGACCCGAAGUCGACCUGAUGGGCUAAUUGUACAAGAACGAUCUUCAGGACAGGUAAGCUUAGGUUUCAUAGAGGUAAAACCUUUAAAAGAAGCAAACAACCAUUAUAAAAUGAACAUGGAUCUUAUUCGCUUGAGUGUAUUCAGCAAGAAUGCGAUGGACAAGCAUAAGUUAAGAAAUGUCAUGACAAUUCAAGCUAUUGGUACCAAUCUAACAUUCUACCUAAUGCAACACUUUGUAGGAGGUUUGUAUAUUAUGGUAGAACUGGAUCACCUAAGGUUUCCUACAAGUAUCAAUGAGCUUGAAUUGUUGGUUGGAUUCCUCGAUCGAAUUCUUAAUUUGAUGGCUGUGUUCAAAGAACAUUGUGCUGAACAACGUGAAGUCGUUAUUGAUGGCCUAAAACAAACUUUAAGAUCACCUGUUUUAACUAAGAUCACUACGACGACAGUAGAUAGAAAAAGGACCAAUUAUUGCCAGCACUACUGUCAUUGAUAUUAGCAUUUCUUCAUUCUAUUUUUUUUUCAACUAUUCUUCUACUACACUCCUUUUAAUUUAUUGAAAAUAUUUAUUUAAAAACGUUUAUAAGAGAUAAGAUUAUAUUGUUGUCGUUGUUUUUAUUUUCUUACUUUUUUCGUUAUAUUUUCUAUGUGCCAUUCUUUUAACCUUUUAAUCGCCACAAAGGAUUCUAGCUUCAAACAUUCGAAAUAUUAAGAAAAAACUCCAGGAAAAAAAAAUGAUAAAGUUUCUUAGCUGCUCUUCUGAAGUUAUUAUGUUAGUUAGUACUAUUGUCGACCUAACACAACUGAAUAAAUACAAUUAUUUUGAAGGUAUGGAUAGCUCCCCCUCCCCUCCUCCUCCGCAGAUCAUUAUCUAUAUAGCUAAGACGCCGGAAUAGAUAGAGCUAGCUCUGUUUACCUAAGUUAAGUUUGUAACCAAG
This is a messenger RNA of Cokeromyces recurvatus, 2093 nucleotides long. RefSeq lists its product as uncharacterized. Bases 143 to 1648 code for a protein of 501 amino acids. Lineage: Eukaryota; Fungi; Mucoromycota; Mucoromycetes; Mucorales; Mucoraceae. The record is from RefSeq and is a predicted model, not a curated record. The transcript has a single exon.